AUGGGAAGCGGCGGCGAGGCAGCCAAUCAGGUGUCAGCGGUUUUAUUUAUGGUAAUCGCAUUGCUCGUUUCGUUUCUAAUCUGCAAAACGGUUAUUGAUUUCGAUUUCCCGAUUGAUUUGCUGAGAUAUUUGGGUUAUAAUAUGAAGAAAUCGAAGAAAUCAAGGGUUUCGUGGCCAUCAGAUAGUAUGCUUUGUCAGGUGAAGCUGUUUCAAAGAGAAGAUUGUCCCGCGAAAGUAGCAUCAAGCAAUGUAAAGGCAUCGAAUCUACCACCUGGAUUUGAAAGAACUGAGUAUGGAAACGUGGAUGAAAGAACUGAGUAUGUUAAACUGAGGCUUAACAUGUCACACAUUCCCCGGAUUAAAUGGAAACGUCCACCGAAGUUUAUUCUGAAUGAUGCUUUGCUUGUUGCAAGUGGUGAAGAGAGCACAGAGACCCGUUGUGAAAACCUGAGGAUUGCAAAAGUCUUGGAAGCUUUCUAUCCACAACGCUCUGGCAUCCCUAGAUGUCCCUGUGUUUCACCGGCUGUAGAAGAUGAAAGCUACGACGACAGCAAAACUCCUAACAUCCCUCUCACUCUCAUUGGCGUCGAGCCUGUUGAAUCUUGUCACAGCUCCAGUUCUCCUGCAGCUGUUUCUAAUCUUGGACCAGACUUGAAUCUGGCUGCUCUGUCUGCGUUUUUGAAAACCAAAGAAGAGGCUGGUCUGAUUGAUACUGAUUUGCUUGUCAAGUUGCUCAGUGACCCGAAUAUAGUCAAGGACCUGAUGAAUGACACAUCACUUGAAACAGUGGAUAAUAACCCUAGACUUGUUCCUCAACAUGUCACCUCCUCUUAUAUGGAUAGAAGCCAGGCUGUGCCACAUGUUGUCCCUGUUUCGGUUCAGUCCAGUGUUCCUGUUGCUACUCAGCCCUUGUCCACUGCUCAGUGUCUGUCAAUGAACCUCCAGAAACCGCCUCUCGUCUUUCACACUUAUCCAUUGUCUUGCGGGGUCAAACCAUUGCCGAGACUUGAAGAUUCCUUGAAACCAAGCCCAUUUGAUGAUGCUGUGGUCUCUGAACAAAAGCCAGUGACAAAACCCAAACCUCAAUCCCUUGACAUUCCCACUUCCAACGCAUGGAGUAUGAAUAAGGUUCCAGCGGAAUCAGCGCCUCAAAUCAGUAAUGGUAUGAACAUAAAGCAGGUUGAUGAGGUUGUGAAAAAUCUGGACUAUUUCAAGAACCUUAUUAGGGAACACGGGGUAGUUGAUCAGCCAACAAACAAUGAUGAUUACAAAGGAAGGGCUGAUGGUAAAAAUAAUAUGAGAAUGGUUAAGGGUCAGAAAAAAGUGUGCAUCUACUUUGGUCGAGGCAGAGGGUGUAAGCGUGGUGACAGUUGCUUCUUUCUUCACGACCGUGACCGCUCUAAAAGGCCCUGGACCGAUGUUGCUCCCACUCCUAAACGACUCAAGUUUGGUUCCUAA
Molecule: messenger RNA, 1458 nt
Organism: Microthlaspi erraticum
Lineage: Eukaryota; Viridiplantae; Streptophyta; Magnoliopsida; Brassicales; Brassicaceae
Source: the annotation of a GenBank genome assembly